Molecule: messenger RNA, 1802 nt
Organism: Heterocephalus glaber (naked mole-rat)
Lineage: Eukaryota; Metazoa; Chordata; Mammalia; Rodentia; Bathyergidae
Gene: Ca7
Product: carbonic anhydrase 7
Biological process (GO): regulation of intracellular pH
Cellular component (GO): cytoplasm
Molecular function (GO): zinc ion binding; carbonate dehydratase activity
Source: RefSeq, a predicted model, not a curated record
GAGCGAAGGGGCAGUUGGAGCCACACGCGUGUGUCUGGCUGUCUACACAGAGCAGGGUGUUUGAGCAUGUCAGGUGUGAGGCGUGGGAGUCCAUAGCCCACACCGGACUUCUGGUCUGACCCGGAAGACAGUUCCUCCAUUGCUGCCUCAGUUUCCUUAGGAGAGGACGUGAGAAGAGGCAGGUCCCUCAAAUUGGCACAAGCUGUAUCCCAUCGCCCAGGGAGACCGUCAAUCACCCAUCAAUAUCAUAUCCAGCCAGGCUGUGUACUCGCCCAGCCUGCAGCCACUGGAGCUUUCCUAUGAGGCCUGCACGUCCCUCAGCAUCACCAACAAUGGCCACUCUGUCCAAGUAGACUUCAAUGACAGUGAUGACCGAACUGAUUUCUCUGCCACCUGCAGCGCAUUGAGACUUUGGUCCUGACCUGGAUUAGAGACUGCGGGAAUGGUUGGUGGGACUGACCGAAGCCCAGCCAGCCCAGCAGAUUUUCCACAUGAAAAAUGUAUCCCUUUCCUGGGCUGCUGCUCCAGUGCUGGCAUUGCCCCACCAGGCUGUAGGGCCUCCUGCACCAACUGCCACACCCUCAUUCUGCCCACAGUGGUGACUGGGGGUCCCCUGGAAGGGCCCUACCGCCUCAAGCAGUUCCACUUCCACUGGGGCAAGAAGCGUGAUGUGGGCUCGGAGCACACGGUGGAUGGCAAGUCAUUCCCCAGCGAGCUGCAUUUGGUUCACUGGAAUGCCAAGAAGUACAGCACCUUUGGGGAGGCCGCCUCAGCACCUGAUGGUCUGGCUGUGGUCGGUGUCUUCCUGGAGACGGGGGAUGAGCACCCCAGCAUGAACCGCCUGACAGAUGCGCUCUACAUGGUUCGGUUUAAGGGCACCAGGGCCCAGUUUAGCUGCUUCAACCCCAAGUGCCUCCUGCCUGCCAGCCGGCACUACUGGACCUAUCCAGGCUCCCUGACCACACCCCCCCUCAAUGAGAGUGUCACCUGGAUUGUGCUCUGUGAGCCCAUCAGUAUCUCUGAGAGGCAGAUGGAGAAGUUCCGGAGCCUGCUUUUCACCUCAGAGGAUGAUGAGAGGAUCCACAUGGUGAACAACUUUCGGCCACCACAACCACUGAAAGGCCGUGUGGUCAAAGCCUCCUUCCGGGCCUAAGCUGCCCACCUGCCCUGCUGGCCACUAGGGCAUCAUCUUCCAAAGGGCUUCCAUGUCAGCAGACACCAAACCAUCUGAGGCUUCCUGCCUGGGGGUGCUGUGGACCCCUCUUCAGCUGGCUUGCUUCUUGGCCACCCUGGAGGGUUCCUGAUGGGACUCACAAGUCAGGUCUACCCUUCAGCUGCCCUGGGACCAAAAGAACCAGAGCUGAGCAGGGUCCAAGUCUGGGGGUGCCUCUGUUCUCCAAGACCCAAGGCCCCUGGGAACCUCUUCUUCCCCACUGGCAGCAGCGGCAGCCCCUACCCUGAGCUCACACUGUGAUGAACGAGACUGAGCUUCCCAGGGCAGGCAGCUGGCACUGCCAGGAAGACUCAAGCAAUAAUUAGAGGUGGGCAGAGCUGCCCUCUCGGCAUUACCUCUUCUGCAGGCCUCCGCCAUGCACGCACCUCACUGCCAGGCCAUUAAAAAUCAGCACGCAGCCUGCUGGAGGUGACGUGGCCUUCUUUCUCCAGUCACCUGCUGCCAUGGGCAGGCCCUGGCUAUAGCUUAUAUAUUAUCUCCCCUUGUUCCUACCCAGCCACCAAAGCCACCACAUGAUAAUCCAUCCAUGUAUUAAUGAAUAAAUUCAUUUAUCCAUGCAACAAAUACC